GUCAGGCUUCCCCUAAGGAUGAACCAGAAGAGCUACACACACAUACACACUGAUGCCUGAACUUGGACUAUCAUUUAUCCAACACUGAGAUCAUGUUUAUUUUGGUGGUUACCAAUCUGUUGCAGGAGGUUUUUGCGGUUGCCGGUGUCGCCCUAGACCCCUGCUCUGCCUACAUCAGCCUGAACGAACCCUGGAGAAACACAGACUACCACGUCAAUCAGUCAUCCGGCGUUCCCCAGUGUGACAGCCAUGUGUCUGGAGAAUGGUACCGCUUCACUGGCAUGGCCGGGGACGCCAUGCCCACCUUCUGCAUCUCUGAGAAUCACUGUGGCACCCAUGCUCCCAUCUGGCUGAACGGCAGCCACCCUCAGCCUCAUGAAGGCAUCGUCACCCAGCCUGUUUGUGCCAGCUUUGGUGACAACUGCUGCCAGUGGAACGCCAGUGUAGAUGUGAAGGCCUGUAAUGGAGGAUACUUUGUCUAUCGCCUCCCCAGACCCUCAGUCUGCUUCCAUGUUUACUGUGGCCAUUUCUAUGAUAUCUGUGAUGAGAUGGACUGCACAGGUCCCAGAUGUCCCGAAUCUGACUGUCGCUGUGCACUUGGAACUGUCCUGGGACCAGACAGACAAACAUGCCUGGAUGUGAAUGAAUGUGAGAAGAACAAUGGCGGCUGUGCAGAGAAGUGUGUGAACACCAAAGGCUCCAGGCACUGUGAGUGUGGGCCGGGCCGUGUGCUGGACGAAGAUGGGCACAACUGUAAAGAGAUGGCAGGCUGUCAUGUUAACAAUGGAGGAUGCAGCCAUGGCUGCUCCUCGCUGCUGGACUCCUAUCAGUGCAACUGUCCCCGAGGGCUGGAGCUGGGAGAGGAUAAACGCACAUGCCAGGUGCCAGUACAGUGUGAUUCCAGCUCUAUUGUUGUGUCAGUUCCUAAGGACCUUGUAGGAGGACUGGAGCUCUCACUGUCCAACUCGUCUUGCCGAGGUGUCUCCAACGGGACACACAUCAACCUCAGCUUCAGCCUCAAGACCUGUGGUACAGUGGUGGAGGUGACAGAUGACAAGAUUGUAGGAACCAACCUGGUGACAGGCCUCCCUAGGAGCAGUCCAGACAGCAGCAGGGACUUGAUAGUCCGCACCAGCAAGCUAGUGCUCCCAGUCACCUGCGAGUUCCCCAGGGAGUACCACGUGUCAGACGAAUACCAGGCAAGUCUGCGCAGCUCAGCCCUCGAGCUGGCAGGCCACAGCGAGGGAGUCUUCCCCUUCUUCCUGGAGCUGUUCAAGGACGCAGAGUUCUCAGAGCCCUACCGCACCCCGCCCCAGCUCCGCCUGCACGACUCCCUGUUCUUCGGGGUAGAGCCGAAAGAGAGAGUGGAGGGCCUCUCCGCACUGGUGGAGAGCUGCUUCGCCACACCAGGGCCCAAAGCUGACCAGGCCCUCAAGUAUUACCUCAUCAAAGAUGGGUGUAUAUCUGAUGAAACUGUGACGCAGUACUCAUCAAAGGAUCAGCUCUCCAAGCACUACCAGGUCCCUGUCUUCAAGUUCAUUGGCAAGGACAACCGACAAGUGUUCCUCCACUGCCAGGUCUUGGUAUGUGGGGCGGGAGACUCACGCUGUGCUCAGCAUUGUCGAGGACGCGUCCGCCGAGAGAUUCGGACCCGUGAAGCUCAAGGGCAGCACACACUGAGUGGAGGCCCCAUCUUCAUCCUGCCUGAGCCAUGAUGCUAACAUAAAGCCACUUACACAAACCCCACAACAGUCAGGAUUUGCAGAGUGACAUUUAGAUUAAUAAAGAUGAACUGACAAAUUUCAGUUUAUUUGGUAUUUAAAACACCAAGCAGAUAUACACAGAGCAGUCCGUUGUGCUGUACACAUAUACAUGCAGAUGUACAGUAUAUACACUCUUCUUUAUUCCUAUGUAAAUUACAGUGUCAGUCACAGUGCUGUAGAUCCCUUAAAUUCUGGUUAAUACAUCCAAGUUUGUGUGCCACUUUGCCCGGCAGCGCAAUUUACUGACAUUAAAGUGAAUGACAUUUCUAUUAGAAAUCAUUUGGACGGGCCACAGUUCAUUUGUAACAAGUACAGCAUGAAGAAUGCUUUUCUAGGUCACACUUUGAGGCAUUUGUCAGGCUUGAUCACAGCUUAAGGAUUUAGUGGAUUUACAAAAAGUUGUUGAUAUAUUUCACACCAACGCUGACUUGAAAUAUACACAUGGACCAUCCACAGAUGUAUUCUGACUCAUUUGCUCAGAAUAAUCGAUGGCUGAGGAGCACUUCACACAUUCCAGUGCAGUGGAAAAGAGAUAUCAGUGUGUCGUGCCUGGAAAAUAUGCAUAUGCUUCGUCGCUCUGACAAUUAAUCUAGAAUUAAUCGUGUCAGCUAAACUGCAAUUAGUCAUGCAUUUGUUCAUAAAAAAUAACAAAUAACUGGCAAAUAACUUACAUCAAAUAUUAACGUAGUAGCUGUAAUAGGCAUUACAUUUACAUGACACUGACUUAAGGUUUGAGCAGAUAAGAUAAUUACGAUGGCGCACAUGGUUUGUUGUGUUCUGCUAUUUAAUCAAGACUGCUUGUGUCUUUCUAUCUAGAGGAAAUUAAUCCAACUACAAUAUCCUUCCCAUUAGCCACUUUGUUUGGAGUGAUGAAGUAAUUUAUGGUAAUGGAGUCAUAGAGGCCUAAAAAUGGCCUAAAAUGAAAUGGAGUAUGGAGUAUAACAUGCAUAAGCAAUAAAUUAUUCUGAAAGUCAUAUUCAGACACCUAAUAUUUGUUAGUCCUGCCUAUGAAUAAAACCUGAGAAACUGCUAA
Molecule: messenger RNA, 2796 nt
Organism: Dicentrarchus labrax (European seabass)
Lineage: Eukaryota; Metazoa; Chordata; Actinopteri; Moronidae
Gene: oit3
Product: oncoprotein induced transcript 3
Exons: 9
Coding region: 93-1715 (540 amino acids)
Molecular function (GO): calcium ion binding
Source: RefSeq, a predicted model, not a curated record